AUGUCUCCCAACAGAGCUGAGGGGCAGCAGUUUGUUAUCAACAAUGGGAUUCAAGAAGGUGUUCUUAAUCCGCAACAGUUCACGGCGAUCGACCCCAUGGCGGCUGUGGUUUCGCACCAGGCCGAUUGGCUUCAGUUCCAAAUGGCUGCCGUUCAGCAUCAGCAGCAGCAGCAACAGCAAAUGACAAUGUUGGAUUCCAGUUUCAGUGUUCCGGAGUCGGUUUACGAAAACCGAGUUGUGGAUGUUGGGUACAAUGAGAGCCAACUAGCUAUUACCAUGGCGAUGCCUGCAAUGUUGGAGACAUCUUCGGAAUCUCGACCGACUGCGCCUAGGAAACACAGAUUUUCGGAUGUGAUGGAGAAAACUAUCGAGAGAAGGCAAAAGAGGAUGAUCAAGAACCGCGAGUCCGCAGCGAGGUCCAGGGCAAGGAAGCAGGCUUAUACCAAUCAAUUGGAGCUUGAAGUAAAGCAAUUAAAGAAAACAAAUAGCUGGCUCAAAAGGCAAAAGGAAGUGGAGAUGCUGUUGUCCUCAAAUACAAAUGAUACAGUGCCGAAGUACCAGCUUCGACGUACGAGUUCAGCUUCGUUUUAGGAUAUUUGUUAAUGGCUUACACCAUUUUUUAUUCAUUACCAGCC
This is a messenger RNA of Hibiscus syriacus, 635 nucleotides long. Its product is annotated as ABSCISIC ACID-INSENSITIVE 5-like protein 2. Gene Ontology annotation, molecular function: DNA-binding transcription factor activity. NCBI's taxonomy places the organism in Eukaryota, Viridiplantae, Streptophyta, Magnoliopsida, Malvales, Malvaceae. The transcript is spliced from 3 exons. Gene Ontology annotation, biological process: positive regulation of DNA-templated transcription. Bases 1 to 591 code for a protein of 196 amino acids. The record is from RefSeq and is a predicted model, not a curated record. Gene Ontology annotation, cellular component: nucleus.